Zea mays is the source of this 1418-nucleotide messenger RNA. RefSeq lists its product as uncharacterized. Bases 220 to 1233 code for a protein of 337 amino acids. NCBI's taxonomy places the organism in Eukaryota, Viridiplantae, Streptophyta, Magnoliopsida, Poales, Poaceae. The record is from RefSeq and is marked predicted. The transcript is spliced from 7 exons.
AGAGCCGAUUCGUCAGCACGAGGUUCAUCAGCGGAAAAAUAAUCAUCAUCUCCGCAAUUCUGCUUAAAGUCGACUGACUGAAGAUUGCAGAGGAUGCGAGUAGAGUAGUGCACCAUUUUUAUUUUGUCAUCUUCAGACUUCAGUAACAUAACAGAAGCGUCAGAGGACUGAGGUCUGAGCCUCUGAGGAGGGGGAGGGAGAGGGACAGAGCUACAGAGGAUGCUACGCCUGCGGUUCCGGCCAGCUCCCCUGUCACUGAAGCUGGCCUUCACCGUCUCCCUCGCCGUCUCCUUCUCCGUCUCCUGCUGCGCCUCCUCCUCAUACUCGUCCCGCACAUCAUCCAGAUCGCCGCAGGCCGUAGCCGCGGACCUCCUCUCCGUGCUCGCCGGCCCUCGCGCCGCGGCGCGGGUACCGGCGGCGGAGGCCUCGCGGCUCCGCGCCUGCCUCCGGUUCCUCGCCCCGGCCAACCCCACGGCCCAAAAGGUCUCGUCUUGGAGCCGCGGAGGCCCCCGGAAGUUCCUCCUCGAUGGUUGCGAUGCGGGGGCGGCUGAGGCGGACGAGAUGGUGAUGUGGCCGCCGGCCCCGGUCUUGGACCUGGCGCGGCUGGCCGUUGACUCCGGAGGCGAUCCCGGUGCCAUCCACCGCGCGCUCGACCCAACAAUGCUGCCGGUGCCAGAUGUUGAGGGUUCCCAGAAGAAUAAAUGCCAUCUCACAAGAACACCGUAUGGGAGGCGCUUUGCCAAUGAGGAGAUCAAUUCAUAUUUUGCAUUCUUGUUCGAAUUGAUUGUGGCACGGGCACCUUCGGUUGGAUUAAAUGUAUCACUGAAUCGCUAUGAUUUGUUCCAUGGGCAUCUUUUCCUUGCAUCGGAGACAGGACGGCUUGGAAUUCUGUUCCAUGCUAAAGAAUACCCAGCAUUUAACAAGGAAUUGUUUCCUUAUAAUUUGGGAUAUUGCCAGGCAGGAUCUAAUGUACCAUAUGAUGAUUCGAUGAAUUUGCGCAAUGUACUUUGGUUAGCACCUUUGCCAUCAAAGGAGACAAAAGCUUGGUUAGCACCAGGAGUACUAGUUGUCUUGGACGCACAUCCUGAUGGAAUUAUCUAUCAAGAGAUGAUACGUGACUAUGUUCAGAUUGUUAGAACAGUAUACGAAGAUGAUCUUGGGGAGAACACAGUUGAUGUCAAUUAUCUGAAUGUGGCAAAUGCAGCUCCCGUAGAUAGAAUUUACAUUUGUUGAAGUCAUAUGUACCGCUAUUUGUUUUCCCAUGGUGUGAUUUGAUUUGAUUUCUGAGAACCGGACGUCAAUGCAUCAUCCUCAUGUCCACCAAAGCAAUUGUUCCCGUUCCCAUGACCGCUGCUGUGUAUUUCACAUGUUUAUUUGUUUAAUUAAAAAUGCUCAACGAAGCAACGAUUUGUUGUUAA